AAGAUUUAACAAAGUCACAGUCGCAGUUAAAGUUUGUUUUUAUACAUUAGAAAUAGAAAUCUGAGAUUAACUUUAAUUUCUGGGUAGUUACGUCAAGUAGUUUAGAUUUUCCAACGUGUUAGUAAAAAACGAUAACUAUUACUCUAAAUCUUAAAUAUAUAGUCGACUAAUUGAGUAGUGAAAGUAAGAUUGCGAAAUUUUGUUACGGAAAUUAAUUGUGCAAUAAUGAGACAAGGUGUCAGAUCAGUUGUACUUUGUACUUUGAUGAUUAAAACGUGAUAGGAGGAUUCUGGACCAGAGAGGAUGGAUGAAGUCAUUUACACAUGUGUUUAGAUGUAGUGAUCUCAGACAUUUUCAAUAAAAUUCUGCCUAAAACUGAAAAACAUUUUGAAGAAAGGAUGUUUGUGUUGAUUGUUCUCUUCGUUCUUUGUGUGAUGCUUAUAUUCGUCUUCGCAUUUCUUUUGCUAACGUUGGUCGUUCUGGGAUGGAGGAGGGUGAAGUCUUGGAAAUCUUACUGUCACGUCAAAUUUGAUUGGAAAGAACCCUGCGUGGUUGGAGAACCACUCAGAUUUCGUGUUUCGCUGGACAAAUCAAUGACGCCUGGCACUGAUGAUAAUGUAACACCUUCACCUACCAAAUUGCCCGAAUCGGAAGAAUUUUUACGCGAUGUUAACGUAGAAAUACGGCAAGCGUUAGUUUAUCACGAGACCCAUCAACAAACCAAAGUUGAACACGUUAAAGAAGUUGACCCAGCCACGGGAGAAGUCCUUGUCAAGUUCUCGAUUCGACGAUCCGGUUUAUACUUAAUUUCCGUAACGUAUAAAGGACUCCGUGCUGUGGGGUCACCUUUCCGAAAACGAUUCCGGCCUUCGGUCAUUGAUUCUUCCAAGACUAUCUUUCUCCGCCCUAGUCCAACGCUUCUUUGCAUCGCUGGGGAACAAGUAACGUAUGAGAUUCAACCAAGAGAUAAAUAUGGGAACAAUUGCGACGAAAAUAUUUGGGUGAAUGCGGAAAAAAAUAUCGAAAGCAGAUUAAAGUUCAUCCCUAAAUUUGCCGAUGAGAGUUGCAUUGAUAAUAUUGUUUCUCAAGACGAAAUUUCACACGUUUUUAUUACCCGUCCAGACGGAAGCCGUAUCGAAAUUAUUCUCCUUGUCAAUAAACCUGGUGUCUAUAAAGGACAAAUCCUGUACGAUGAUAAGCCAAUAACUAAUGGACAGUUUGAUAUCUUGUCAAUCACUACGCGAGAAAGCAGCCAAAUGUUGAGUAUUGCGAACAACAAUCCAGCUUGGACGCCACACCAAGCGAAUCUACUAGCCAUUGGAAAUGAACAACAGCUAAAACAGAGGAGCGUGUAUUUGUAUGUGUCCCCGAAAUUGUUUUAUGUCCAGGAGUACUUGCUACGGAUAAUCCCACUCAAACUAGCAGUAUACAGAGUAUCGCCCAUGACUAAGAUAAAGAUGAUAUUAACAGAGUCCUCGGGUUUGUCAGACAUCGCUGGAAAUUCUGGAGAAUGUACGUUCUCUAUAUUUGACGGUGUUCAACCUCAGGUCAUGAUACAAAUGGAAGCAUCCAAAGCUCGGACUAUGCUUGCCCUUUAUGUUUCCUUCCUCCAAAAGCGAUUAGGAGGAUCUGAAAAUUUUGAGGGAAAACAGCGUGUAUUUUACCAGGAAUUGCGAGGAACAAUGAAAGAUCUCCGAAUGACAUCUAAACAGAUUGUGGUCACAAGAGCAAGUUUAGUAUAUACGAGUAUGAACGCUACAAAAUAUUUUCGAAAAUCCGACUGGUGUAAAAAUUUUGGAAUAAAGUUUGAAAAUGAAAAUGGGUAUGAUUAUGGAGGCCUCAGAAGGGAAUGGCUUGAACUACUAUGCGUCCAAUUUUUUCAAAAUAAUGAGUUUGGUAUGUUUUCGUCCAUCGGAACUUCAAGACUUGUCCAUCCAACCAAUGCCAAAACUCGUUACCCACUCUGGACAUUGAAACAUUACGAAUUUGCUGGGAAGGUUGUUGGAAAAUGUUUGUUUGAGUCUUCAUGUGGUGACGUCUACACUCAAAUGGUCAAAGCAAAGUUCAGCAAAUCAUUCCUCGCUCAAGUUUUGGGAAUACCUCCAAAUUAUCAACACUUCGAACAAGAUGACCCUGAACUAUUUGUUAGCAAGAUUAAAUACAUCCUUGAAAAUGACGUGACUGACAUGGAACUUACCUUUUCCGAAGAAGAAUAUGACUCCAAUGGCAAACUAGUCAAGACCGUUGAAUUAAUUGCUGGCGGAUCUAAAAAGAAGGUCACCGGUGAAAAUAAAGAGCAAUACCUGAAUGCCUUGGCUCAUUACAGACUCGCUUCAAAAGUGACAAAAGAAAUUGACGCUUUUAAACGAGGUUUGAAUGAGAUCGUUCCAGAAGAACUUUUUACCAGCUUUGAGGAAAACGAACUCGAGCUUCUCAUCUGUGGAAGGAGUGAGUUUGACGUGGAGGACUUGAAAGAAAAUUCCAUCCGCGACUGGAGUUGGGGAAUUACUCCGAAUAAACUCUUUUCCUGGUUCUGCACCGCAGUUUCUAACAUGAAUGAUGACGAAAGAGCAAGACUGCUUCAAUUUACAACCGGAUCUUCACUCCUCCCGCACGGGGGAUUUAAGGCGUUAAAUCCAAAGUUUAAAAUUAGUAUUUCAAACGAGUACGGAAAGCUUCCAAAGGCUCAUACAUGCUUCAAUACCAUUGUUCUUGCCGAUAAUUCUAGCUACGAAGAUUUUGAACGAGCUUUAAGAACUGGAAUUACCGAAGGUGCGGAAGGAUUUUCAUUUACCUGAAAUUAAUUACAUAUGUAGUGGCAUCUUAGAAACAAUAGGCAUGCUAAUGCUCAACUCUGAUAUAAAUAUGCAGCCAAACAAUCACAAAAGACUAUUUUUGCAAUCAUGUAAUAAAACUAGUGAUACUAAUUAUAUUAUAAAGUUUAAUUACCCUUAAAAAUGAGAUUAAUUAUAAUAAAAAUUUAAAAAAUAUA
Folsomia candida is the source of this 2992-nucleotide messenger RNA. Its product is annotated as apoptosis-resistant E3 ubiquitin protein ligase 1. Bases 324 to 2798 code for a protein of 824 amino acids. The transcript has 9 exons. Lineage: Eukaryota; Metazoa; Arthropoda; Collembola; Entomobryomorpha; Isotomidae. Gene Ontology annotation, molecular function: ubiquitin-protein transferase activity. Gene Ontology annotation, biological process: protein polyubiquitination; positive regulation of protein catabolic process; negative regulation of apoptotic process. The record is from RefSeq and is a predicted model, not a curated record.